Pyricularia grisea is the source of this 4694-nucleotide messenger RNA. RefSeq lists its product as uncharacterized. The coding region runs from base 563 to 4315 and encodes 1250 amino acids. Lineage: Eukaryota; Fungi; Ascomycota; Sordariomycetes; Magnaporthales; Pyriculariaceae. The record is from RefSeq and is a predicted model, not a curated record. The transcript has 2 exons. Gene Ontology annotation, biological process: lipid metabolic process.
CGCAUCAUUUCAACAAACGUCGAGGUCAUCUGUUUGGAAACAAACCAUCGUUCUACUUCCACAGCAACCGGGCCUUUUAAUCCUUGCUUCUAUGCGCCAAUACGAGACGGCACAGGUUAUCUAUUGACCAUCCAAUAAUCACAUCGAAGGUCGUGGGAUAGCCUUGAACAGACUUUGACCUUUCAUUCUUUGAUUGCCAAUCAAAGGAAAGAAUAAAAAACCAAAGGAAUAUUGAUAUCGACUGCCAAGGCUUCCCAUGGUCUCCUAGCGCCUUUGCUUGAGGCAGAUGCACAUCAAGUUUUGUGCUAUUUUACGGAAACAACCCGUCUUUCCUUUUGGUUCGAUUUUAGGGCGACUUAACCUUCUUUGGAGCCUGCAGCCAGUUGCUGAUGCCGUCAGCUUUAGAUAUCAGACGACCCCUCCCGCUCCCGUCUCCGUUCCAAGCAACUAUCUGACAAAAUACAUCUGAACCUUGUUUGCCCACAUUUUGUUGGGCGACCUGGACAGACGUGAAGCUGCCUUUGUCUGUUCGGGUCUCGCUCGUUUUCUUUACACCGUCAGCAUGGAUUCCAACAGGGGGGACGAUGCCGCCAUCGCAUCUCAAAUCCUAUCACAAGCCUCAACAACCGAUGAAGACGGUCACACAUCAACGGCGGCGCUGGACAUGACGGAUGCCCCUUUUCAACAUGGUGAUACCGACAGCAAGUGGGAUGGUUCCCUAGAAGUCACUGCGUAUGAGAGCUCGACGCAAGCCCAGAACGGACGGACACUGCUGCCCUUCCCAUUAGCAAAGGCCGUCACAUACACGACGCAGUCGGCAAGUAGGUGUCUUCAAGUAGGAACCUCGGUGGGCUCGCUUGCUUUCAGAAUCAGUAGAUAUGCGACCCUGAGCGGAAUCAACUUGAGUCGCCACUGGGUUGAGGGUAUCAUAACCCGUGCCGGCAAGGAUGUCAUGGCCGUUAGCAGGUCAGACUUUAGUCGGGCGCAGACAGCAGGCUUUGUCGAACGCGGUUUGACCAACAUUCACACCUCCAUCACUGCCAUCGCCCUGGCUACUUCGGCAUGUUUCCAAUCAGCAGAGACGUAUGUUUCCUCUACACAUCAUCUCACGCAGUUCUAUCUGGGGUUCAUAGAUCAGCUUCUCGGCUCAACUGAGUCAUCACGCGCCAUCGCCAGUAUACUCACUUUAAUCCGUCGAGAAUUCCAAAACCCGGCGACAGGGGAAGAGGGGGAAAAAGUCGGCAUGCUCGACCUUCUUCAAGGCCUUGCUCUGAUGGUGGUACUGCAGGUAUACUGCAGAGAUAUGACCGAGAAUGAUCACCGGAAACAGGGAGUCGAUGAGGUCAUUUGGGAUGUUGUGGUUGACGUGAGCGGCGAGAGAUUCAACUUUCACCACAACAGCCUCUACGGAAUGCACAACGGGGCGUACAACAAACAUAAAAGCAAGGAAAACUCCCGUACAAUGGAUAAAAGCACCAACACGGCCGUCAUGAAUGCUAUACAAAACCACAGUGUGCAACACAGCAGCGACGAGGAUGAUGAAUUGCCCGAAGUACAUCUCAAGAACCAGAUUCUACAGAGUCUACCGGAAGAAGCAAAAGUGACAAUAAAGACCGAGACUACCACCAGCAAAACAAUCACGGUCGAGAUUAGUGGUGCAAGCCCACCUCCACUUUCGCCACCUCCAGGAGCAGAGCUGGUUGAACAGGGACCUACAAAGGCGUCCAAAUCAAAGGACGUGACCUCCCGUCGUCGGGAUAGUAUUACGGGGGAUGCAACGAGCUACCGCUACGUCUACAGGAUGGAUCGCAAUAGUCUCAGGACCACAGAUAUCCAUAGAACGGAGAGCGGCUCCGAUAACGACUCAAACAGCGAAACCUUGGGGCGGGUCGAGGCGAUCCAAGAUUCUAGCACUGAGGAUGGUAGUGACCAGGAUACUUUGGAUAUACCACCUCCUGUCCCACCUAAAGGCGAUAUGGUCUCGACUCGUUCAAAAAAGUCGCCGCCGAGUACCCGCAGUGGUACGCCUACCAAGGGAUACUUGCAGUCUACGCGAGCUACCAGCAGGUCCACACCUCCUCCUGAAUCAGCAAACCAGAAGCGCCAGAGAGCACCCCUGAACCCAAAAUCUUCAGUCACGCGUAAUGAACCGCCGCCGAAGCCUAAGCAGCCGCCACCGCCGAAGAAGGUGAGCAGCUUUCGGGCUGCUCUUAAGAAGGGGCCGGCACCAGCCCUGUCAACCUUGGUCCGCAGAGAAUCGGCAGACAGUGAUGGAUUGACUCUGAAGGCAUCUAGAAAGUCCAAGACUGCACCCGUCAGCCCCGUGUCCCCUGGUGUGUCCAGCUUCUCUCCAUUGACGCCAUCGUCGGAAUCUCCAUCUGUCCCACAAAUAGUUGUACCUGGGCGCUCUUCAUCAACAGCUCAGUCUCUAGUACCCAAGCGUGAUGCACCUCCACCUCCGAUUGUCACCAACAAUGGCAGCUCUAGUGCUGUUACCAAGACGACGCCAUCAAGAUCCGGUGGCACGCCUGAUGCUCUUCCAAGAAGCCACUCGCGCACGAGCUACUUUGCUGUUCAUGAGAGGAAGCGAGACUCGCUUGUUUCCCAAAGUGACACAUACUCAAUCCACACUGUUGAUAGUAACCGGCCAAUCAGUCCGAGUCUGAUGCGUGCUGAUGCUGCUUCUUCUUCAGGCGCCAUAGGAUUACGGCCGCAGAGUCGUGGGUCUUUGUCCAAGUCGAGAUCGGAGAAGGACAUUGCGGAUCGCAACCCACUGUCGUCUUCGUCUGGGUCGUCGCAGUCCCGAGCGAUAAACAACAAGCACCACCGAAGGUCCAGGUCUCAGAACCCCAGUAUCUGCACACUCAAAACAAGCGACUCGCAGACUUCUCUGGUGCUGUCAUCAUUUUAUUCGCGUAGCGCGUACAGCGAUAUGGAAUCUCUGAAUGGACUGCGCAGCACGGGCAUAGUUUCGGGCAUGUUCCCGGCAUGUCCCUUUGUGCGCAACAUCACGCGCUACAUGCUUUUUUCCUCGGCAUCUUACGGCGCCAACUUCUUGAAGGUGAUGGGAAUCUCUAAGCAGAUGGCUUGGUCUCAAGCGCUCAACGAUGACACGCACCACGAGCUGUCUUCGUACGCCCACCACACCCAGUCCGACACUGGAUCGAUUCUGCUAUCCUCUUUUGUUGAUCCGCAAGGUGGAUCCGACUCUACUGGUUCGACAAACACGGGCGUGCCAUUAGCACACUACAUUUCGCUCGAUAAAGAGGCGAAAGCCGUUGUCCUGGCAUGUCGAGGGACCCUGGGGUUUGAAGACGUGCUUGCGGACAUGACUUGCGACUACGAUGACCUCUUGUGGCGUGGGAGAAGCUAUAAAGUGCACAAGGGAAUCCACGCGUCAGCCCGCCGUUUGUUGUAUGGCGGCGACGGGCGUGUACUCGCGAUCCUAAAGGCUGCACUAGAGGAAUACAAAGACUAUGGGCUCGUGCUCUGCGGUCACUCUCUGGGCGGCGCCGUCACGGCUCUCCUGGGAGUGAUGCUCUCGGAGCCAAGCAGUUUGCCGACGGGUCCAGCGUUUGUUACAUCGGCCUCAUCGUUACAGUCGACAUCGUCUUCGGAGCGCACCACUAAAAACCUCUGCCUUCCGGCAGGCCGGCCAAUCCACGUGUUUGCAUACGGCCCUCCAGGAACCAUGUCAGCAUCGUUACGCAAAGCGACGCGGGGUCUCAUUACCAGCAUCGUGCACGGCGACGACAUUGUGCCUUCUCUAUCACUCGGCGUGCUUCACGACCUGCAGGCGAUCGCGAUUGCAACGAAGAACGACAAUAGUGAGGCCAAGAAGGACACAAAUGAUCGGUUGUGGACCGUUUUCCGGGCUGGAUUGGCGAGGGCCUGGCAGAGCAGCUACAGCAUCGGCGGUGCUCCGAGUGGCGAUAAUGCAUCUCCCGAUGCGGAAGAUGGGCCCUGGACGUUUGCUGCGCUCAAGAUUAUACGGUCUCAGAUGAUGAGCAUGAAGCUGCUCCCUCCUGGUGAGGUUUUCACACUGGAGAAGACGAGGGUCCACAGGCGGGAUGCAUUUGUUGCCGGAGGACCUCCUUCUAGCGAAGGUGGCGAGGGGUCACCAACAGUUGGUCCCGCCGCAACUGGAUUCUUUAUCGAUGGGACGCCAGCCACACGUAUCGUGUUGAAAUACAUCAAGUCCCCUGACGUGCGGUUUGGAGAAGUCAGGUUUACGAAGAGCAUGUUGACGGACCACAACCCGAAGCGAUACGAGGAGGCUUUGAGCUUGUUGAAGGAGGGAGUCAUGCCGCAAUGAGGUGGAAAUGUGUGGAAAUGAUAUGACCUGCUGGAUGUGAUUUUGGUUUGGAAGAAUAAUGAUAUCCCGAGUGUUUUUGAUUUGGUCACACGGAUUGGUAUUGUCUCUCUUUUCUUGCUUAGGGUUUCUACUGUUUUCUUCCUGGGUAUGGGGGCUGAGCAUUCUUGGGACUGGGGCCUAUGGAACAUAUUGACUAUGGAGGAUGAAGGUAAAGUUUGACAAAGUGUUGAUUGUUUAUGGCAACGCACACGACGAAGAAAAGGUCAUGCAUGGCAUGGGAUACGGCAAUACAUGAUAAAAAGGGCUAGGGAGAUAGAUGCCUUGAUCGUUACAGACUAGACGCAACCAAAUACUAUUGAAGUGAUUGAUAUAUAAAACA